Molecule: messenger RNA, 4715 nt
Organism: Myxocyprinus asiaticus (Chinese sucker)
Lineage: Eukaryota; Metazoa; Chordata; Actinopteri; Cypriniformes; Catostomidae
Gene: exoc6b
Product: exocyst complex component 6B
Exons: 23
Coding region: 131-2569 (812 amino acids)
Biological process (GO): intracellular protein transport; exocytosis; Golgi to plasma membrane transport
Cellular component (GO): membrane; exocyst
Source: RefSeq, a predicted model, not a curated record
AACGAAACAUAAAAUGUGUAUUGUUUCUCUCUAAAACGCAUUGUCCCCGUAAUGUUUCGGCCAGUAGUAAAACCGGAAGUAAAAGCUCCAGUGUUUUUCCCGUUUCUGUGCGAGCGCUGAGUGUGUUCUGAUGGCGAGCGCGGAGACAGCGGCGGAGCACGAGCGAAUCCUGCGGGAAAUCGAGAGUACAGACACUAACUGCAUCGGACCCACACUCCGGUCCGUUUAUGAUGGGCAGGAACAUGGACUCUUCAUGGAGAAACUGGAGGGUCGGAUUCGAAACCAUGACCGUGAAAUUGAGAAGAUGUGCAACCAUCACUUCCAGGGCUUUGUGGACUCCAUCACUGAACUGCUCAAAGUCCGAGGGGAAGCCCAGAAACUCAAGGGUCAGGUGACUGAGACCAAUCAGAGGCUCCAAAAUGACGGCAAGGAGCUCGUAACGACGAUGGAUGAACUGAGGCAGUGCCGUUUGCAGCAGAGGAAUAUUGCCACCACCACUGACAAACUCACACACUGCUUACCAGUGUUGGAGAUGUACAGCAAGUUACAGGAACAGAUGAGGGCAAAAAGAUACUACCCGGCAUUACGAACCUUGGAACAGUUGGAGGAGAGCUGUUUGCCUCAAGCAGGAUCAUAUCGUUUCUGUGCCAUCAUGGCAGAGAACAUCCCAUGCAUGCGCACGCACAUCAGAGACGUCUCCAUGUCUGACCUCAAAGACUUCCUGGAGAGUAUCCGCAAGCAUUCGGAUAAGAUCGGAGAGACUGCCAUGAAACAGGCGCAGGCUCAGAUCUCUCGUGACAAUGCUGUGACAUCACAGCAGCGGUCAGCGAGAGGACGUAGGAUACGAAAGGACGAAGGUUCAGGCACAAAAUUGGAAAGAACUGGAAGCAGCCCCCUCUCAGAAAAGGAUUCUGGGAUACUAGAUGUGGAGGAUGCAGAGAAAGAUGAGGUUCCUGGUGCACAGGACUUGGUUGACUUUUCACCAGUGUAUCGCUGUUUACACAUCUACACUGUAUUGGGCUCCCGGGACAUGUUUGAGAACUACUACAGGAAGCAGCGGCGGAAACAGGCCCGACUAGUGCUGCAGCCUCACUCUAACAUGCAUGAAACGUUAGAGGGGUACAGGCACUACUUCAAUCAAAUUAUCGGUUUCUUUGUAGUGGAGGAUCAUGUCUUGCACACCACACAGGGCCUGGUAAACAGGGCUUAUGUGGAGGAGUUGUGGGAGCUGGCACUGUCUAAGACCAUUGCAGCCUUGCGUACCCAUUCAUCUUAUUGCACUGACCCAGACUUGGUUCUGGAUCUGAAGAACCUCGUAGUGCUCUUUGCAGACACACUGCAGGGUUAUGGUUUUCCAGUAAACCAGCUGUUUGACAUGUUGCUGGAGAUGAGGGAUCAAUAUGGGGAGAUCCUGUUGAAAAAGUGGAAUCAGUCCUUCAGGCAAAUUUUGGAUCAGGACAACUACAGCCCCAUCCCUGUGGCAUCCCCAGAGGAGUACCAGCAAAUCACAGGCCAAUUCCCCUUCCAGGAUACAGAACUCAACAAGAUGUCUUUUCCGAAGAAGCUGCCAUUUUCUGAAUUUGUGCCUAAAGUAUACUCACAACUCAAAGAAUUCAUCUAUGCCUGUUUGAAAUACUCAGAGGACUUGCACCUUAGCUCCACAGAAAUUGAUGAUAUGAUCCGGAAGUCCACAAAUCUGCUGCUAACUCGAACCCUCAGCCACUGCCUGCAGUACGCCAUCAAGAAGAAGAAUGUAGGACUGACUGAGUUGGUUCAAAUCAUCAUAAACACCACUCAUCUGGAGCAUUCCUGUCAAUACCUGGAGGAAUUCAUCUCCAACAUAACCAAUGUGCCUCCUGACACCAUUAAUGCCACCAAACUCUAUGGAACCUCCACCUUCAAGGAUGCAAGGCAUGCUGCUGAAGAGGAGAUCUACACUAACCUGAAUCUAAAAAUUGAUCAGUUUCUGCAGCUGGCUGAUUAUGAUUGGAUGGCAGCACAGGGAGGUGGGCAAGCCAGCGAUUACCUGAGUGACCUCAUCGCUUUCCUUUGCAGCACCUUUGCAGUUUUCACACAUCUACCUGGAAAUGCUAUACAGCACGCCACGCUACCGGGGAAAGUGGCUCAGACAGCAUGUAUGUCAGCUUGUAAACACCUUUCCACCUCCCUGCUGCAGCUGCUGUUGGAGGCUGAUGUCAGGCAAGUGUCUAUGGGAGCCCUGCAGCAGUUCAACAUGGAUGUCAGAGAAUGUGAAAGGUUUGCCAGGGCCGGCCCGGUGCCUGGCUUCCAGGGGGACACUCUGCUGCUCGCCUUCAUCGACUUGAGACAAUUAUUGGAUCUCUUCACCCAGUGGGACUGGUCCACGUAUCUGGCUGACUACGGCCGCCCUACCUGCAAGUACCUGAGGGUUAAUCCACACACGGCACUGGCCCUCCUAGAGAAGAUGAAGGACACCAGCCGUAAGAACAACAUGUUUGCUCCAUUCCGUAAAAAUGACCGGGACAAGCAGAAGCUCAUAGAAACUGUUGUCAAACAGCUGAGAAAUCUCAUCGCCUCCAACCAGGCCUGAGACAGCAUCAGUGGACCGCCCACUUUAUGAUGAGUUACCACCACCAGAGGGUGUGGACUGUGCUUACACACCUCCAUCAGUUGAAUGUGUUGUUCUUUUCCAGACCAUCACAAAACACACACACAUACACACAAACAGAGACUUGCACUAACAUGAACACUAGGAUGACAAUGGAUGCGAGCAUGCACCGCAAAAGUUCAUCUGCUAAACCUAGUGAAAUCUGCCAUCCUGUGCCUGUGUGAUAUGAUGUCCAUUUUCAACUUGCAUUUAAGUCUUCCUAUAUGACAACCUAAGCACAGUAAGGAUGCCAGAUCACAUUUUUCUCUGAAAAACAGGAAUUUGGUUGCCUUUUAUUGUCAACUUCAGCUUGUUAAAAUAGACUUUUGUUCUGUAACAUUAACUUCCUGCCACUUUAAGUUGCCAUUACAAUAGUACUGAAGCCAGAGUAUUAUUUGUCUUAUUUUUUUAUUUGAAAACUACCGUUACACUGUGUGGUGGAUAUUGUUACUUAAAUCACUGCAAAGGUAAAAGUAACUGGACUUUCAUGUUACUUUCAUAAUGUCAAAUUUCAGAUUUAACAGUAUCUGUGAGAUGAUGCUCUCACUGAUGGGUUUAAAAUGCAUUUGAGUGUUGAUUGUAAUGAGAGAAGUUCUACUGACUUCUCCACACAGGGAAUCAAGUUAUUGCCCUUAUCUCAGCUAAAGGGAUAGUUCACCCAAAAAAUGAAAAUUCUCUCAUCAUUUCAAGAUUUAUAGUGAAAAAGGAGUUAUAUUUUGGUCUGUUCUCACCUAAAACCAACUGGAUCACUUCAGAAGACAUUGAUUUAUCCACUGGAGUCUGUUGGACUAUGUUUAUGCUGACUUAAUUUGCUUUUUGGAGCUUUUGUCCACAAUUCACUUGCAAUGAAUGGACUUUCAGAGCUGAGAUAUUCAUCUAAAAGUCUUUUUUUGUGUUCAGCUGAAGAAAGUCAGACACAUCUGGGAGGACCUGAGGGUGAGAAAAUGAUGGGAGAAUUUUCAUUUUUGGGUGAAUUAUCCCUUUAAAUAAAUUGUAUGCUAGGCAUGUCACCAUCCUUAUUUAGCUAUAGUUUAUUACUGCUAAAACAUCCAUUGUCUGGAUUGGUUGUAUAUUUGAUUCAUAAUUGAUUUUCAGUUGUGUGAUGGCUUUGGAGGAGUUUAGUUUACUGUUGUCACCAAAAUUACCAGGAUAAUAUGAUCAUGGCAAGGUUCAGAUGUUUUCUGAUUGGGCUUCCACUAUGAAGAAAAGAGGCCUAUGUAUUUCAUUUUCAUUAUUUCCAAAUAUAUUAGCCAGAAUUGAAUGCAAGAACUGACAGAAGUUCUGUAAGGAUAGUGAUACCUACUCAAAAGUCAUACAUUACUGUACCUACCUAAUGAUUUAUAGAGCUAAAGAGAAUUAAGUACAUUGAUAGGUUGAUUUUUUAUUUGACUGCACAUUUAUACAGUGGUGUGUGUGUGUCUGCAAUGUGAGUUUGUUUGUGUACAUCGCUGUACAUUAAAACUAAUAUAAAUUGCUUUUAGUAUUUGAACAAUGUCAUCUUCCCAUAACUUUGCUUUCUCUGUUAGGAAUGUGGGUGCAAUAUUAUGUCUCAUUUUAUUUUCUAAUGGAAUUGAGGGUUUUAGGUAGCAAAGAUUGUCUUGUUAAAAAAAAAGAAAAGGUGUUUUGUUUUUGUUUUGUUUUAUUUUUUUAACUAGGUCAAAUGUGUGUUUAAAGCCUGUCCCUUACAACAGAUGCAAAAUCAUAAAAAUAUAAAGGGAACUGCCUUCAUAUUUGGGGACAGAACAAGUGUCAUGUCAUAUUAUUUUAGAAGUUGUGUUGUUUUCUGGAUAUGGCUCUUCCUGUCUGUGCCUUGACUUUUUUUGCCAUGUCAAUAAUUAAUUAUGGUGUUUUCCACACAGCACCUGGAUUUAGAUAUGUGACCAAGGAACGGACGUGUGUUGGUGUGAGAGUGCACAAGAACGUGCUGCCUUUGCAGACAGCUGAGAUUGUUGAGAACAGUACUGAUUUGUUUUGCUCUUUACAUAGAGAGAUGAACUGUACAGAUUGUUAUAUGAAACUACUAAUGAACGAUGUUACAAUACUAAUACAUUUAAUAAAUGCCAAGAAAUACAUAAUAAACCAAUUGAGA